UACCCCCCCCCUCUCUCUCUCUCUCUCUCUCUUCCUCUAUCUCUUAUCUCCUUCGCUCCUUCCUUCUUGCAAUUCCUCCUUCUCCAUUUCUCCGGCGAGCACUCGGGCUACCCGCUCGAACCACUUCGAACUUUGACCGCACCGUGUGACUUCUCUUGACCGUUUAUCCGGCGACUUUUGAUGCCCCUCGCCUCGCGCCACGAUUCUCCAGUCAUUCCGCCGCUGCUACGCGCUUCUCUCAUUCUCACACGUCUCUUCGGCUCUUUUCGCUAGGCGCUUCCAGUGCGGCUGGCAAGUGGCACUUCACUCUAGCCGAGCGCACUCGCGGUUGGCAGGGGCCGAUUCAGUUCUCCUUUCGAGUUCAGCCGUUUCGUGUCCUUUGUGCUUUUGCCUUCGAUCCGAUACCUGGCGAACCGGCGGGCCAGCGAGGAUUUCGACAUUCUGUGACUUGUUGUCGGUGUGGCGAGUACCCGAAGAUUCGCGCAGAUUCCAAGAGAUCGCGAUCGGUUUUCCUGGCCGAGUGUGUUACGAAAGGCCACUUGUAGGACUGUUUACCUCGGGAGAGACGAAAGGAGACUCGAGGUUUUAAGGGUGGCGACACUGGAAAUGUGAUCGGUCGAGCGAGUCCAAAAGUCUAUGCGCCAGCGGCACUCGAGGAGUCCCUUCCCGGCGGCCUGCGACCAAACUUUUGGCGAUUGACAAAGUGCCGUCGAGACGUCGGUUAGGCGGCGGCAAAGCGUCGCCGGCGCGGAGAGUAAAGCGAUCUCGAGAGUUGGAAGGAGGAGCCGCCGGAGAGACGCAGAUGAAUUCGAUUCGGAGGUAGUCAGUCGAUUGUUAUGACUCAGUGCGUCAUUCGAGUUGAGUUGAAUUGGCUGAAACUUUCGAGAUGAGGGUGUUCCCGCUUCUUCCGUUGCUCUGCUUCAUCCCGACGAUCGUCGACUGUCGCGCCCUGGAGGAUGAAAGGACGCCCCGCGUCCCCAGGAAGCCCCGACAGAGAUUCAGCAUCGAUGAUCUGCUGAGCAAUCAAUUUCCCCACGUCAUCUCCGGUGACUUGGACUAUGACAUCUGUAAAGCGGUUGGCGCUGAUCUUGUUCCAGGUGGAUUUCUCGGGGACAUUGCUCUGCCGAAUAUCGAAUACGAGACGGAAUGGCGACAGCAGCGGCUGAACAGGAGCUACCUCCAGGAGUUGGAGAAGUACAGGGAUGAGAUUCUCAAGGAAGGACUCCAGGUCGAGGAGGAGGGUCUAACCGAGGUCCUGCAAUUCAAAAACGAGUACGAUGCGAAGAAUGCCAGGAAUCAGGAGGAGGAGGGGAAGGAGGAGAAGGAGGAGAAGGAGGAGAAGGAGGAGCCCGUCGCGGCCCUCGGGACAUCCGAGCCGAUUAUGCUCGAUCGCAACGAAUACAGGAUGGGCGGAGAAGGCUCCGAUACUUUCCAUUUUGCUUCGAAGGACAAUACUCAUCCUGCGGUCAAGGACGAUGGCUUUGAGUUCAAGAUGUCGGGAAGGACGCAAUCUGCUAAGAUCCGACAUGGCGGACGCAAGGCGCUCGGCCAUGCGUUUGAAUCAACUACGAAAUCCGAUGUGUCGACAACGUUGCCUCCACGGGAGGCAAUUCGAACGGCAGAAAUAACCAAUCGAAAGGACCAUCCUGCUCGCGGUGACGUCACCGAGAAUCCUCAGAGUAGCACAGUCAUUCCAGAAGCCGAAAUUAGUGCCGAGGGUCCAUCUAAACGUCGCCAUCGUCGUCAUCAUCGCAAAAGGAAAGAGCGGAAACGCCAAGAGCGACGAGAGCUCUCGUCCCUCUUGAAGGACGAGGUCGACUCCUCGGACGAGGUCAUCUCCCUCCACGAUCGCCGGCUGCGAUCGAUUGAGUUUUACAACGAGCACAAGCAAAAGUACCAGGUGAACAGUCCGGGCACGUCCAGGCAUCCCUUCUCCAGCAGGACUCGCCGAGCGGCGACAGCGCGCAAGGAGCGCGUCUGGGAUCACGGGGUCAUCCCGUACGAGAUCGACGGGAACUUCUCCGGAGCUCACAAGGCCCUAUUCAAGCAGGCCAUGAGGCACUGGGAGAACUUCACUUGCGUGAAGUUCGUCGAGAGAGUGGCCAGGGAGCAUCCGAACUACAUCGUCUUCACCGAGAGACCCUGCGGAUGCUGCUCGUUCGUGGGAAAGAGAGGAAAUGGACCUCAGGCCAUCAGCAUCGGCAAGAACUGCGACAAGUUCGGAAUAGUCGUACACGAAUUGGGACACGUGGUCGGAUUCUGGCACGAGCACACUCGGCCCGACCGGGACAGACACGUGCAGAUCAUCCGCGACAACAUCAUGACCGGUCAGGAAUACAACUUUAACAAGCUGACCGAGGAGGAAGUGAACUCCCUGGGUUUGCCCUACGACUACGACUCCAUAAUGCACUACGCCAAGAACACCUUCUCGAAGGGCACGUACCUCGACACCAUUCUGCCCAUGGAGAACCACGGCAAGAAGAGGCCGGAAAUUGGGCAGAGGAUACGACUCAGCGAGGGUGACAUCGCUCAGACUAAUCUUCUUUACAAGUGUCACAAAUGCGGGCGCACCUUCCAAGAGAACAGUGGAACUUUUGGCUCGUCGACCCACCCGAACAGUUCGCCGGUCACGGACGGCGAGCGCUGCGAAUGGCGAAUCACGGCAACUCAUGGGGAACGAAUCGUUUUGAAUAUCAGCAGCUUGGACAUAUUUAAGAGCGACCAUUGUCGAACCGAUUAUUUGGAGAUCCGCGAUGGAUACUGGCAAAAAAGUCCUGUUUUAGGGAGAUUCUGUGGAAGCGGUAAGAUUCACAAUCCUGUUGUCUCCACCGGAAGCAGGAUGCUCGUGACGUACGUCACUUCCAAUCGUCAGAGCGGCUACAGAGGAUUCAAUGCGAAUUACGAAGCCGUCUGCGGCGGAGAAUUGGAGCUGAAUGGAGUUGGUCAUCUGGAAUCACCAAAUUAUCCGGAAGAAUAUCAGUCGAGCAAGGAGUGCGUUUGGAAGCUGACUGUACCGCAGGAUUAUCAGGUGGCUCUGAAGUUUCAGUCCUUUGAAAUUGAGAACCAUGACAAUUGCGUCUACGAUUACGUGGAGGUGAGGGACGGUCACAAUGCGGAUUCGCCCUUAAUCGGCGUCUACUGCGGUUACAAAAUUCCUCCGGAUAUCAAGUCCGCUGGAAACAAGCUCCUCGUGAAAUUCGUGAGCGAUGGAUCCGUUCAAAAGGCCGGUUUCUCAGCCACUUUUAUGAAAGAAUUCGAUGAAUGCGCCCUAAUCGAUCAUGGCUGCGAGCACGACUGUAUAAACACGCUUGGGGGUUUCGAGUGCAGCUGCAAAAUCGGCUACGAGCUCCAUUCCGAUGGGAAACAUUGCGAAGAUGCCUGCGGCGGAAUCACCGACGCCAGCAACGGAACGAUCACCAGCCCUUCCUUCCCGGAAAUGUAUCCCGGGAACAAAAAUUGCGUCUGGGAGAUCAUAGCUCCUCCACAGUAUCGAAUCACCCUGAACUUCACGCACUUUGACCUUGAGGGCAAUAACGUCUACCAACAGGAGUGCGAAUACGAUUCCGUCGAAGUAGCGAGCAAGUUGAGUGAGGAUAUCUUACGAAGGCACGGGAUGUUCUGCGGCUCGAGACUUCCGCCUCUCUUGACCUCGGAAGGGAAUUCGAUGAGAAUCGCUUUCACCUCGGACAACAGUGUACAGAAAUCCGGAUUCGCCGCUGUUUUUUUCAUGGACAUGGACGAGUGCGUCAAUAAUAACGGCGGCUGCCAGCACGAGUGCCGUAACACCAUUGGCUCCUAUCAGUGCUCCUGCCACAAUGGCUUCACCCUCCAUGAAAAUGGACACGAUUGCAAGGAAGGAGGCUGCAAGUACGAGAUUACCGACCCUUCGGGAACUAUCACGUCACCCAACUAUCCCGACUACUAUCCGGGCUACAAAGAUUGCGUUUGGCACUUUACUACUACUCCUGGACAUCGCAUAAAACUGAUAUUCAACGCCUUCGAAAUGGAGCCGCACCAGGAGUGCGCCUACGAUCACAUUGCCAUUUACGAUGGGGAUUCUCCGGAGAGUCACACGCUUGGCAGAUUUUGCGGAAGCAAACUGCCACAUCCUAUUCUCGCAACGAGCAAUCAAAUGUACAUGAUCUUCAAGAGCGAUAGUUCCGUACAAAGGAAGGGUUUCAUGGCCGUUCACACCACAGCCUGCGGAGGACACUUGGUAGCAACGGAUCGCGUGAAGCAUCUUUAUUCUCACGCAAAGUACGGAUAUCACAAUUACGAUCACAGAACGGAUUGUGAUUGGACCAUAGAGGCGCCCCUUGGAAAGAACGUCCACCUGUCCUUCAUGUCCUUCCAGUUGGAGGACGAGAACGAGUGUGGCUACGACUUCGUUGAGGUGUACUCUGGUUUAGACUCUUCCGGUCCAAGUUAUGGCCGAUUCUGUGGAAAUUCCAACACCACGGACAUCAUAUCAAUGAACGAGGCGUUGCUGGUUCGAUUCCGCACCGACGACACGAUAACCAAUAAAGGUUUCUCGGCUGCAUUCGUCGCCAUCGAGAGGCAAGACAGCGAGGAGACCCUUAGCGGCGGGGAGGACGAGGACGAAAACCUUUGAUCGAACGGAAACCUUCUGAUCGACACGCUCGAUUAGGAAUGAUUAGGUUUGCUCUCGUGCGACUUUACGGGCCUUCUACUUAGCUCGCACGUUAGAGCCGAGUAUUUAUGUUUCCUUUAUUUCCUUUUGACAAUAGGAAUUCCAUCCUUCAAGUAACGACCGUGACUAAUUUAAUUAAUAAUUACUCGUGAACACUCAUUAGUAUGUAUGACCUAUCGUUCGGCCUUAGCCGAACCUAAACGUGCCAUGUAAUUUAGCUAAAAGGUAACGUAUUACUACUGCGAGCUCCGGCAGGAUCACGAGUCAAAUCCACGAUGGAUCGCCAGUAUUCACUAGCUGACUUGUGCGCGACUCACUAAUUCAACAUUUCCCGCCCACUUUCCUUAUCUCCAUCCAUUUAUCGAGUUCCUUGUCCCUGCCCAAGAUCCAAAGAACGAAAAGAAAAGUAAAAGCGGAUUCGAGCAACGGAACCCAUUCGAUCUCCAAGUCGGCUAACAAUGAGAUUGAACUUGGGGAUCGAGGGGACUAUAUACUAUAUUGUACAUAGAUAUAAUUAAAGGCAGGCUUGAACUUUGUGCUGUUUUACAAGUGGUUCUAGAAUGUAGAGCAAGAGUUUCCGAAAUGCGACUAAAGGAAGCCUCGAGCUCCCACGCUCAGAGCUGCAUGCAUUUCAUUUUCGAAGCUGGGACUUUCGAUGAACGAGGCCAGAUAGACAGUAGUAGGCUGUGUGCUUCUGACUCUUCGUUUUCUCUCCGUCUUCAGAAGAUUCUUCAAGGUUUCGGCUAUGUACCUUCCUCUUUCGCUCUGUCCUGCGCGCCGGUAUUUAUUUAAUUAAUUAUAUAUAAUGAGUGUGUAAAUAUACUAAUAAUGUCAGAA
This is a messenger RNA of Cephus cinctus (wheat stem sawfly), 5488 nucleotides long. RefSeq names its product tolloid-like protein 2 (gene tok). The record is from RefSeq and is a predicted model, not a curated record. NCBI's taxonomy places the organism in Eukaryota, Metazoa, Arthropoda, Insecta, Hymenoptera, Cephidae. The transcript is spliced from 15 exons. Bases 887 to 4612 code for a protein of 1241 amino acids. Gene Ontology annotation, biological process: proteolysis. Gene Ontology annotation, molecular function: calcium ion binding; metalloendopeptidase activity; zinc ion binding.